Messenger RNA from Salvelinus sp. IW2-2015, 3176 nucleotides. RefSeq names its product junctional adhesion molecule 3B. Gene Ontology annotation, cellular component: protein complex involved in cell adhesion; cell-cell contact zone; plasma membrane. Gene Ontology annotation, molecular function: protein heterodimerization activity; integrin binding; protein homodimerization activity. The record is from RefSeq and is a predicted model, not a curated record. NCBI's taxonomy places the organism in Eukaryota, Metazoa, Chordata, Actinopteri, Salmoniformes, Salmonidae. Gene Ontology annotation, biological process: cell-cell adhesion; cell migration.
CUCUCUCUCCCUGGCCAGUCCUCUCCAUCCACUGAAAAGCUCUUGACUUUGCGCAUGUACGGCCAAACUGAACAUUGCAUCGACUCCAAGAUGGCGUUAACACGUCUGGCUUGCAUUCUGGUCCUCCUCUCAACUCACUGUUACUUCAACGUGUUGGCAGUGAUUCUGAGAACAACGAAUGAUGCGCCAUGGGCCAACGAGUUUGAAUCUAUCGAAUUGUCCUGUUUGAUAGAGUCCAUCUCCACAAACGACCCCAGAAUCGAAUGGAAGAAAAUUAAGGAUGGGGAGCCCAGUUAUGUCUACUUUGAGAAGAAGAUCUCAGGAGAUUUGGAGGGCAGAGCAAGGAUCAGAGAGCCUGCAACAUUAGUGAUAACCAAUGCCACAAGAUCAGACUCAGCCAGUUAUCGUUGCGAGGUCACCGCCCCAAUUGACCAGAAAACCUUUGAUGAGAUUUUGAUCAACCUUGUCGUAAGAGUGAAGCCAGUGGUGCCGAAAUGUGCUGUCCCCAAAUCGGUGCCCGUGGGGAAGGCGGCGGAGCUGCGCUGCGUGGAGGACGAAGGUUUCCCCAAGUCUCAAUACCAGUGGUUCCGCAACAAGGAGGAGAUCCCCGAUGACCCCAAGACCAGCCCCAAGUUCUUCAACUCCUCCUACACGCUCAACGCCGAAACUGGAACCCUGAAAUUCAGUGCUGUCAGAAAGGACGACUCAGGAGAGUACUUCUGCCGAGCAAAGAACGACGCGGGUCACUCAGAAUGUGUACCGCAGACGAUGGAAGUCUAUAACAUCAAUAUUGCCGGGAUCAUCCUGGGAGUGCUGGUGGUGGUGGUGGUGCUAUUGUGUAUAACAGUGGGCAUCUGCUGUGCGUACAAGCGAGGCUACUUCGUCAGCCAGAAACAGACAGGAAACAAUUACAAAGCCCCAGCGAAAGGAGACGGAGUGGACUACGUCAGGACAGAGGACGAGGGCGACUUCCGACACAAAUCUUCAUUUGUCAUCUGAAGAGGAAGGGCAUGGAAGGGAAAGGUGUGAUACUUUGGACUGAACUCACUAAGUGUGUGAGAUGACCAGUGAGCUGCCACAGUAUGUGCCUUGAGCUCUCUGCACGUCUGAAACGAUUCAAGUUUGCCAAAGGUGACAAGUUUUCACAAAUCUAUAUAGAACUAUUAACCAUCGUUACAGACACAGAUAAGUAUUGAAACCCGCUUGUUGACCUUUUUAUCACCAAACAACUUAUUUUGCUAAAUUAUGGAGAUUUUUACGUUAAAGUUAUAGCAUGUUUCAAUAAGGUUUUUAACACUAUCUGCUGGGGAAAAGCAUUUAUGUAAGAUGUUCUGCCAGGAGGGGAAAAACAUCUAGCUAAGUUCUGAAGUAAAUCUAACAUGACAUAUUUCUACUUUAAACAUGUGCUUCAAACCUUUGUCAUUUAUAUAACUUUUUUUUCUACCAGCAAAAUUUGUCAGACUAUUUUUGAUGGAAUAUAUUUUGAAAUGCCUAUAGAUAAAGGUUUACUUUUUUAAAUAUUUGUAAAAUACUAGCAUACUUUUUUAUUUGGUUGUGGGAAAAAUAAGUUUCAACCACUCAGUAUUCAGCUGUAAAAUUUCACCUUUCCUACCCCCCCAAAAAAACACAAUCACAAAAUGACUUGUUUUACCAUAAAGGUUUGGUUCUAGAACGGUCUUACAUAUUUUAAUUUCUGUUGGGAUUUCCAUGUUAAUAUUGAAAGUUAAAUGUUUGUAGAUAGUGUCUUGGACAGUAAAAGGCUUCAAUGAGUACCAGCCAAAAGCUGGGAAAUACUGUACACAAUCAGUGCUGCAUAUAUCCUUGAUUUUAAGUGUCCUUCUAUGCUUGAGUUUAUCUUGUAUAUAUUGAAUAUAUUGUCAUUUUUUGUUGUUGCUGUAUGUCAGGAAUACAUUGAGUAUUUGUAAUACAGGGUUUAUGUUGGCUAAAAAUUGUAUAUAGAUAACUGUUUGUAUGUGUGUGUGUGUCCCCAAGGAGGCAAUAUGAAACUCUUCCCAUGGUUUGAAAAAUACAUGGUCAUGGUAGAGACGAUCUGCCUAAUGUUUGCACAUAGGACAUUUUACAUUGAACAAGCUUCUCUACACCAGGCAAAAAACGUAGAAUUUCAAAUUCAAGUAAACGACCUAAGACAUUGUAUUUGACGUUUUCCCAAAUGAAUUUAUAUCCAAGAGUUACAAAACAUUACAAGAUAGAGUAAUUGCCUGUAGCUAGUAGAAACCAAUUAAUGCAGAUGCAAAACAUUUUUUACAAAACAGGUACUUAAGGUUUUCAUUUGUACUUUGAUAAAGAUCAUUCCUCUUAAGUGCCUUCUGCCAUUACAACAGUAGAUCAGCUUCAUGCCAUCUAACACAUUUUAACAUUUUAUUUUAAAGGGAUUUCUCAAUCACAAUACUGCAAAAUGCACAAAAACCUGAAUUGCAUGUUUAAUACUCCACGAACGGCGUUUGAGAGGAAUGAUGACAUUGACAAGAAUAAUGGAACAUUUUCCCACCCAAAUCAUUUUUACAUAUCUGCUUUGUUUUGUAAAUAGAUUAUUUUCUUUUAGCAUUGUUUUAAAGGAUUACACUUUUUUUCCAUUGGAGUAGAAAUAGAGAUUUAUUAUGCAAUAGUGCCUAAAUAGUGGGAAUUCUUUUUGGUAGAGUAAAGACACAAAUAGAAGAAAAUAUACACAAAGUUUGUUAACAGAUUAAAAAGAUGGAGAAACAAAAGCAUGCCGCCUACAUUUACCAUAAAGGCCAGAAAACACCGGCAACUUCCAAGGCAUUGAAAAUAAGAUAUUUUUUUAUUAAACAGCCCUCUUCAAAACCGGCAAUAUGUAGUUUUAAAUACACAGUGAAAGAGAUUCCAAUACAUGUUCUAUGGUUGGGGCUAGCUAAGCCAAAUACUGACUGCCAAUCACGCUUUUCCUCCAAUCCAAGGUUGAUGAGGUUCAAGCUAUCCAGUGUUGAUAAUCUGCCUCGAAUUUCUCCAAUACUUGAGGUUGGCGUUGAAAUCAUGUGAAGGUUCAAGCGUUUCAAGUGUUCACACGCUUAUUUGAUUGAGAACAUGAUUUUUCUGAACCAAACUAAUGUAACACCCAUCUCGGGCCUGGUACAAAUCCUCUGAGAAUUCUUGAACCGUAUGUUAAUGAUUAAUAAAACUCACUUCUAAUAUUCUGA